Messenger RNA from Purpureocillium takamizusanense, 2903 nucleotides. RefSeq lists its product as uncharacterized. NCBI's taxonomy places the organism in Eukaryota, Fungi, Ascomycota, Sordariomycetes, Hypocreales, Ophiocordycipitaceae. The record is from RefSeq and is a predicted model, not a curated record. The coding region runs from base 588 to 2126 and encodes 512 amino acids. The transcript has a single exon.
GUCAGACCCCUGGAUACAGCGCUAGCGAGACGCUGAGCAAGGAACACACGGCACGCUCCGAAGGGCAACCCGGAAAGGACCAAAAAAGGAAAGAAGGAGAAUCUGAAGGGCAAAUGAACAAGAUGCAACGACGAUGGCAUCGUGCGACAACGUUGUGAGCAUUUGUUGGGCGUGGCGAGAGGCUUGCCAGCGGGCUUAUUAAUGAUGUCUGUGCUGUCCUGCUGCGGCUGCGGCUGAGGAGAGGCAGGAGCACCAGCAGUAAUGCUUUCCCACACCAGGGUGCUGUGCCUCCCUCCUGGUCGGAGUGUGAGAUUAAUGACAGCGAGCUUGGUACGUACUACUAACAGUACAACGUGGAUGAUAACCUCGAUGAGACUCCCCCGUCCCCCCGCUGCCGACCUGCAAGUAAGAAUCGGCGUUGCCCGAGGUCCUUCCCAGGCGAUACAGGACGUCAACGAAGCCAUCAUGUAUCACGCACCAUCCCCUACAACGCGCAUUAGUGCCGUACUCCGUACUCUUUCGGAGAGCAGCACUGCUACAGGUACCUAGGCAAGCAUAAGGUACUAACGUACCAAGACGUGAAGCACAUGGUGAAGUACGAACGCACUGCCCCACUGGGACGGGAGGCGUCCAGCAAGAAGCAAGCAAGCGUCGCAGCAGCCCCGCCGUCACCUCGUCACCUCAUCCCGCCUCACUCACUCACUCACACCACUCAACUCACUCACGUCUUGCCGCACACCCGCAGCGAACUCGCCUCGCCUAGCACUUCGUACUGCAACAGACCUUUACCAACCAACCACCGGCUUCAACCACCACCACCACCACCAACACCAUCGUCAACGUCCUCGUCCCGUCGCAGCCGGCCGCCACGCCCGCACGAGGUAUUACAUGACGCGACGACGACGAAUCCCCGCCCGCAGCAAGGCCGCCGCCGCCGCCGCCGCCGCGCGACCCGCAUCGGCGUGAACGAGCGAGCCACCUCAUUCCGUUGCCCCCCCCGAGUGCGGCUUUCCGACCUGGACCUUCCCUCGCCCCGCGGGUCAAGGACGUUGCAGAGCCAGCCCGCGCCCUGCCUCGGCGUACCGUUGGCGACCCUCGCCCGAAGCAAGCGUCGGCGUCACACACACACAUACACACGCACACAUACAUACGCGCACACACCCACGCCGUUUGCGCAUCGCACCCCGGCUCGACAACCGGCCAUGGCGCCGCAGCAGACCCCCGUCCCUCCUCCUCCCAUCUCCACCUCUGUGCCGCCGCCGCUGGUCCCCCCGGUCCCCGCGUCCGCAUCCGCGUCAUCAGCCUCCGGAUCUGCCGCCGCGCCGGCGGCGGCGCCGCCCACGGAGCCCAUCCCCCCUCCCCCCGUCUCCCCCAUCACGCCCACCCUCGCCCCGGCUCGCCUCCCCGACACGGCCACCCCGCAGCCGCCGCUCCCGCCGCCGCGCCAGGCCCUCGUCCACUCCUCCCAGCCCGCCCAGCAGGUCGCCGUCCCGCCCCCGCCCCCGGAGCCCCUCGACUUCGACGCCAACCCGGACGUCCUCGCCCUCAAGUCCGCCAUUUCCGUCCUCCAGGUCCAGGGGCGCCGCGCCGCCGCCGACAUGCAGACCCUGAGCCGCGCCAGGGACGAGGCCCUCGCCGACCCCGACGCCUUCAUGCGCGACCUCGCCGCCGGCAAGGUCAAGUCCGCCGGUGACGAGGCGAGGUAUGUGCCGCCGAGGCGUGCCAACGACGACGACGACGACGACGACGAUCGGGAAGACGACCAAGGAGAAGAAGACGAUUCCUCUUCCAGCUCCUCCUCUAGUUCAGAUGAGGACGCCGACGCCACCUCCAAAGGCUCUCGAGAGCCCAAGCCCAAAGCCUGGACCUCCCUGCCGCAGCCCCAAAACGUCGUUCGCUGCCCACCCAUCAACUGGUCCCAGUAUGCCGUCGUCGGCGAGUCCCUCGACAAGCUGCACGCCGAGCAAGUCUCCCGUCCGACGCAGGGCAUGCCCGCCUCCAUAGGCACCGGCGGCGUCUACGAGUUCAAGGGCGACGGCCGCCAAGAAAAGUAUCUCGGCGUCGCCGCGCCCUACGCGCCCGGCAAGGACCGCAUCGAUAAGAAGCACAAGGGGAAGAAGUCGUAAAACAGGACGCCCUCGCGGGAACCCUGGCCCUAUCUGCCAGGAAAGAUAAAGGGAAGCCUUUUCGGGAUGCUAUUACGAGUAUGGUUACGAGUGCAUUCAUAGGCGUUGUGGUUCAUCGGCUGUGUUCAAGCCUUGAGACAAGCCGCGGGGAUGGCUUGGUGCCAGAACCGGCCAAGGAUUUUUCUGCUUUAAUUAUCAAGUACUCUGCGUGGAAACGAGAAUGAAGACAAGCAUGCUUCCUAUGCUGCUAUUGCCGCAAUUAUGCAUACGGCCAACCCUCAUAUGAUGUUACCCGCACCUCAAGUUCACGUAGCGACGGUUUGUUUUUGCUCCUCUUAUUGAUGGAAAUGUACGCUGGAUGCGAAUACAGCCGCGCACAACUGAUCAUGUUGAGCCUAGUAACACAAGUCGGAGACGUCGUUAACUCCUCGCUCUUCAUCCGCGGCGGAGACCGCCACGCCAUCGUCGUGCCAAAAGCGCGGGCUAGCUACGACCUGAGCCCAACCCAGCUCAUCCACUGUCUUUGGCGGCUCUGUCGGAACCGGAUCCGCCCCAGCAUGGAUCACUACUCUGGAAAGUCCCUGCACAAGGUCAGUCCGUGUCUUCACAAGCUAUUGUGGCCCUACACACUCCAUGCUCUGUUGUACAGACCGUCGCAGUCGGCGGUUAUACAUCUUCUUGCUGUCCGAAGUCUUACCCCAAUACAGACGGGUGGCUUCGGGAUUGACAAUCAUGCGGGGGUCGUAGGCGGGCUCUUCCUCCUCUAGGACCGAUAUU